GUUUUAAAGAUGUCUGAGAAGCUUUCGGGCGAGGCUUGCAUGGGAGAACGCGAGGAGGCAGACAUUGCCCUCAGUUUCAAGGAGUCCAGCUUUAGAGACUUUGGUUCAAUGUCCUCGCAAGACAGCGGGUACAGUGAGCUAUUAAAAUCUUACAGUUUCGAAAACGCUGAUAAAGAUGUUUGGGGAAAGAAAGAAGGAAAGCCAACAUCAGACGAUGAACACCCCACGACUCCUCUGCUGGGCUUCCCAUCCCCUCUGAGAUCUCUCACGCACAAAAAGAGAUUUCUCUCGCACCAAAAGGCAAAGGAUGACGCCCUAGAACUCUGUGAAACCCCCAAAGUGGGUGGGAAGAAGUUUUUGCCUCGGAGAAAGUUGCACAUCCCCUAUGCCCGGCUACAGGAGGUUACGGAGUCACAAAAUGGUUCUCUGGAAAAUCAAAUCAGCCACCUUCUAAGUUUGGAGGCAAAUGCUUCCAGCAGUGCAGCAAGGAAACAAUAUUUGAGUCCUUUAGUUUUUAGCACUCGCAAGCCAGAGGCAGAAGCUGAGAAACUAAGGCUGAUUUUUGCUCAGCAGAAGACUUCCACAGUGGACGAGUCCAAAGAGAGUAGUUGUGGCCUCUUUGAGGUGGACUGUCUGUCUCCGAUUCCUGGAAACAGUUCUCAAGACUCUUUCCGCCAUGAAUUUAGUGACAGCAGCCUAUGUGUCAACGAUGACAAGAUGCACGCUGGGCCCCUGGGCGCCUCCCUCUGUAGAACUGCUGAUGGGUCAGACGAGGAUGUGUUUAUGACUCCAAUAAGUAAUCUCGGAGCCAGCAUGAACUUUAAUGCCAGACAGAGGUUCUCACUUUCCACACAAACCAGGGGCAGCAUUUCUACCCCCAAAGACAGCGGCUUUGACUCACUGUCCUGGGACCGAGCUGAAGAAAGCCUCUCGGAUCAGGAUCAGGAAAGUUCUUUCCAAGAACUGCUGGAGAAACCAAAGGGGCCAUUGAGAGUGGGGGACACUGUGAAAGGGUCCCGGCAGCUCGUGAGGCUGAGAAGACUGUCCACACUCCGGGAGCAAGGCUCGCAGUCUGAGACAGAAGAGGAGAGGCCGGCCCAGAAAGUCUCCUCAGAAGUGACCCCCGACAGCCCCGAGACACAGCGUCAGGGCAGAGCUGAGGCACGCAGUGCCCUGGCGGAUCUCUCAAGCACCCCGGCCUUGCAACUGGUGCACGAGCUCUUCCUGACCAACAAAAGGAAACGAUUCCAGCAGGAAUUCUUGGAAGAAAGGGAUGGGGGCCGGAUCGCCGUGCUGCAGUGUGUGCUGGCAGGGUUGAUAGGCAAGAAGAUGGGGCUAAAACAACUGGACAUCCUAACGGAAUUAAAGCAGAGGAACUUGAAGCACGUCCUUGCUAUGAUUUUAGAUUGCUUGAUGGCAGAAAGCCUGUGCAGUGUUUGGAAAGUGAGCAGAAAUUGGCAAGACAUUAUUAUUCAAGAUAAAAAAGCAAACCAGAGGAGGAAAAGUUACAUGGCACAACUGAAAAUGGAUUCUGAGGGAAUGGCUGUCUUACAUGUGCAAGAUGCUGGUACUCGGCUUCAUCUUUUAAAUCGAUCUGCUUUAAGAUUGGUGCAAGCUCAGGCCAGGACGCCAGCUUCUCAGAAAUACCAAGUUCCAAUUGUGUCUCCGUGGGGAGAAGCAUCGUGGACUCCAGGAACAAGCUGUGGCGCCCCACACUUCAGUCGCAAGCAGGAGGAGUAUGUGAAGGUGGCCCAAACCCUUUUUAGUGACGAAGCCUUAAAACCCUGCCCGAAGUGUCAGUCCCCAGCUAAGUACCAGCCACACCAGAAAAGGGGAUGGUGCAGCCGCGCUGCCUGUGGCUUUGACUUUUGUGUGUUGUGCUUGUGCCAUUAUCAUGGGGCUGAAGAAUGUAGGACAGUGGCCAAGUCAAGACAUAGGAAAGAUGCCCUGCCAGGAAGUACGCGGAGUAAACAGAAUUUAAAGCGUCUCUAA
Suncus etruscus (white-toothed pygmy shrew) is the source of this 1992-nucleotide messenger RNA. RefSeq names its product F-box protein 43 (gene FBXO43). NCBI's taxonomy places the organism in Eukaryota, Metazoa, Chordata, Mammalia, Eulipotyphla, Soricidae. Gene Ontology annotation, cellular component: nucleus. The record is from RefSeq and is a predicted model, not a curated record. The transcript has 4 exons. Gene Ontology annotation, biological process: negative regulation of meiotic nuclear division; regulation of mitotic nuclear division. The coding region runs from base 10 to 1992 and encodes 660 amino acids.